AGCUUUGAAAUUUCUCAGCUGAUCCAUUCUCCCGAACCGAACCCGGAAACCCAUUGAGAAACAUCCACCGAUUCCCGAUGGGUUUCAAUGCCAAAACCACCGAUGAAAAUUCCGAGACCAGCCUCCUCCUCCCCACCGUAAGCGCCGCCGCCGCCGCCGUACCUAAUAAAAUUCCAGAGGACUCGUUCCACUUCGCCUACAUCAUCUACUUCACACUGGGUGUCGGCUACCUCCUCCCAUGGAACGCUUUCAUCACAGCCGUCGAUUACUUCGCCUACCUCUAUCCAGAUGCCAGCGUCGACCGUAUAUUCUCCGUCGUUUACAUGGUGGUGGGCCUCUUCUGCCUCCUCCUGAUUAUCUUCUACUCCCACAAGUCCGAAGCCUAUGUCCGGAUCAAUGUGGGCCUGGGCCUCUUCGUCGUUUCGCUGCUCGUCGUUCCCCUCAUGGAUGUCUUUUACAUCAAGGGUCGGGUCGGGUUGUACGACGGGUUUUACGUGACGGUUGCGGCGGUUGCUCUUUCCGCCGUGGCGGAUGCUUUGGUUCAAGGCUCUCUCAUUGGGGCGGCUAGUGAGUUGCCCGGAACUUAUAUGCAAGCCGUUGUGGCCGGGACUGCUGGUUCAGGAGUCAUUGUUUCUGCUCUGAGGAUCGUAACCAAGGCUGUAUAUCCACAAGAUACCGAUGGCCUGAGGAAAAGUGCGAACCUUUACUUCGCUGUUGGGAUAGUCAUUAUUGUCAUAUGCAUUGUCUUCUACAAUGUGGCACCAAGGAUUCCAGUUAUGAAGUAUUAUGCAGAUUUAAAGGUUCAGGCUGUAAACGAUGCGACAGAAGAGAGAGGCCCUCCGACUCUGACUGUGUUGAGAUCAACUCUGUGGCACAUAGUCGACAGAGUCAAGUGGUACGGAAUUAGCAUCUUCCUCAUCUAUGUCGUGACUUUGUCGAUAUUUCCAGGAUACAUUACUGAAGACGUGCACUCUCAGAUUCUCAAGGAUUGGUACCCAAUCAUCCUUAUCACCGGCUACAAUGUGUUUGAUCUCGUUGGCAAGUCUCUGACUUCCGUAUGCCUCCUCAAAAAUUCCAAGGUUGCAAUCGGCAGUACAGUUGUGCGAUUGCUCUUCUUUCCUCUCUUCUAUGGGUGCUUGCACGGCCCCAAAUUCUUCCGAACAGAGAUUCCAGUGACGAUACUAACUUGCCUUCUGGGGCUCACCAACGGCUACUUGACUAGCGUGUUGAUGAUUUUGGCUCCCAAAGUUGUCCAAUUCCAACAUGCCGAGACGGCAGGGAUUGUGAUCGUGUUGUUCUUGGUUCUGGGUUUGGCUGCUGGCUCAGUUGUAUCUUGGUUCUGGGUCAUCUGAUGCCUCAAUUGUAUCCUAAUCCUGUUUAGCUUGGUAAUUCUACUGUUAAUAGUAUUUCUGUUUGUUUCUUAAACACGGAUUAUGAAUUGUAAAUCUGAAUAAGAAUGGGAAACGAUACUAGCUCAAA
This is a messenger RNA of Pyrus x bretschneideri (Chinese white pear), 1479 nucleotides long. RefSeq names its product equilibrative nucleotide transporter 1-like. Gene Ontology annotation, cellular component: plasma membrane. Bases 78 to 1352 code for a protein of 424 amino acids. Lineage: Eukaryota; Viridiplantae; Streptophyta; Magnoliopsida; Rosales; Rosaceae. Gene Ontology annotation, molecular function: nucleoside transmembrane transporter activity. The record is from RefSeq and is a predicted model, not a curated record. Gene Ontology annotation, biological process: nucleoside transmembrane transport. The transcript has 2 exons.